Messenger RNA from Spodoptera frugiperda (fall armyworm), 3676 nucleotides. RefSeq lists its product as uncharacterized. The record is from RefSeq and is a predicted model, not a curated record. The transcript is spliced from 10 exons. The coding region runs from base 181 to 3567 and encodes 1128 amino acids. NCBI's taxonomy places the organism in Eukaryota, Metazoa, Arthropoda, Insecta, Lepidoptera, Noctuidae.
ACCAAAAGUGUUUUUUGCACAAAUGUAAUAAUAUAAAGUAGUCAGACCACAUCAAGCUGAGUCUAUUUAUACAUUCAAUGAAAUCUUGAGAUGAAUUUUGUCUAAGCUGCUUUAAGAGUAGUAAUCAAAAGAAUAUCACUCGCGACUGUUGUGUAAAACAUGUAAAUACGAAAAUACGCAAUGUGGAUUCGUGUAGUGAUUGUGGCUAUAAUUAUUAUUCGUGUGCAUGCAGCGAGUAAUUCUGAGGGGUUUGUUCGCCCGCAUCAAAGAAAAUGUAAUUUUAGUGACGAGUGUACAGAUGAAAAAUACCACAAAUAUAAUAUAUUAAACACGUCGAAAAACAACGCUGGAUCAAAGAACAAUAAAGCUGACAUACAAGUAUAUCAUUCUGGACUAAUAAACAAUGAAGUUGACCCACCAAUAAAUAAUUCUGAAUCAAUUAACAAUGAAGCACCAAUAAAUACUUCUGCAUCAAAGAACCAUAAAACUAAUUCACCAGUAAAUAACUCUGGACCAAUGAACAAUGAAACCCACUCACCAGUAAAUAAUUCUGGUUCAAAGAACAAUGAAGCUCACUCACCAGUAAAUAAUUUUGGAUCAAAGAACAAUGAAGCUCACUCACCAGUAAAUAAUUUUGGAUCAAAGAACAAUGAAGCUCAGUCACCAGUAAAUAAUUUUGGAUCAAAGAACAAUGAAGCUCACUCACCAGUAAAUAAUUUUGGAUCAAAGAACAAUGAAGCUCAGUCACCAGUAAAUAAUUCUGGAUCAAAGAACAAUGAAACUCACUCACCAGUAAAUAAUUCUGGAUCAAUGAACAAUGAAGCUUACUCACCAGUAAACAAUUUUGGAUCAAAGAACAAUGAAUCUCACUCACCAAUAAAUAAAUCUGGAUCAAAGAAAAAUAGAACUCACAAACCAGUAAAUAAUUCUGGAUCAAAGAACAAUGAAGCUCAUUCACCAAUAAAUAAUUCUGGAUCAAAGAAAAAUAGAACUCACAAACCAGUAAAUAAUUCUGGAUCAAAGAACAAUGAAGCUCACUCACCAGUAAAUAAUUCUGAACCAAUUAACAAUGAAGCUCACUCACCAAUAAAUACUUCUGCAUCAAAGAACCAUAAAACUAAUUCACCAGUAAAUAACUCUGGACCAAUGAACAAUGAAGCUCACUCACCAGUAAAUAAUUUUGGAUCAAAGAACAAUGAAGCUCACUCACCAAUAAAUAAAUCUGGAUCAAAGAACAAUGAAGCUCACUCACCAAUAAAUAACGCUGGAUCAAAGAACAAUAAAGCUGACAUACAAGUAUAUUAUUCUGAACUAAUGAACAAUGAAGUUGAAUUACAAGUAAAUAAUUCUGAACCAAUUAACAAUGAAGCUCACUCACCAAUAAAUACUUCUGCAUCAAAGAACCAUAAAACUAAUUCACCAGUAAAUAACUCUGGACCAAUGAACAAUGAAGGCCACUCACCAGUAAAUAAUUCUGGAUCAAAGAACAAUGAAGCUCACUCACCAGUAAAUAAUUUUGGAUCAAAGAACAAUGAAGCUCACUCACCAGUAAAUAAUUUUGGAUCAAAGAACAAUGAAGCUCACUCACCAGUAAAUAAUUUUGGAUCAAAGAACAAUGAAGCUCAGUCACCAGUAAAUAAUUCUGGAUCAAAGAACAAUGAAACUCACUCACCAGUAAAUAAUUCUGGAUCAAUGAACAAUGAAGCUCACUUACCAGUAAAAAGACGAGUAAAAAAAGGUCUACUACCUUAUUAUAUAAUUCUUCAUUCGUUGUCAUAUGAUCCAUCUAAAACUGACUCACGAUCAAAAGAAAAUUCAAUUUCGACGGAGAUGGGAAUUCGAAGAAAAAAAGGUCCAUUAUAUUACAAUGAAACCACACGCUUGUGUCCCAAUGGCACCGUAUGUCCAAGAAAAUGCUGUAAUAUCGGAAAAAAUUUUGACCUGUCGAACCAAAAAUGUAGUCGAGCAGAACAUAGUCAAUUUGACAGCCUUAUUAUACCUAUAUGGAAGGUGAAGGAAUACGACAAACUAAAAAAAAAUGUUCAAUACUCAAUCGGACACAGGUUAACAUGUUUAAGAGAAUUAAAAGAGGAACGGACACUUGUGACUGACAUUACCACAGAAUUUUGGCUCACAUCUGAUGGUAAAUUGGAAGUAGAAACCCCUUUGGUAAUUGGCCCACAGCUGACCUAUAAUACAGACAAAUACUGCAUUGACAUAUUUACUUAUAAUCAAAAUAUUACCAGAAUCAACGCUUUCAUUUGUCAUGUCAAUGAGGAAAUAGAAACAUACGACUUAAUACUGACCGGUUCUUGUUACUUGAUUACUAGUUUCUUCGUUAUCCUGAGAGUAUCCGUAAUCGCGUGGCUACCAGAACUUCGAACACUUCACGGUUUGACCAUUGUAGCCUACCUCGGAAAUUUCGUUGUGAGUUAUACAUUACUGGGAAUUGAGAAAUUAUUAAUGUUGGUACAACACAUCAAACGAGACACAUGCGUCGUUUUUAAUUUCAUUAUCUACUUUGGCAUUAUGUCUGCAUUCUUUUGGCGUAACGUUUUGUGCUUCGACAUGUGGAAGGCGUUCAGUGGCAAGCGCAUUAUUCCAAGAAAUAAUCCAAUCUUGCUUCCACGUUUACGCGCGUACUUUGCGUACGCGUACGGUGUCCCGGCAGGGCUUACUAUUAUACUUAUUGCAAUGGAGUACUCCGAUAUUUCUGAUCCCUAUUCCCUGAAACCGAACCUUCGAUUAAAAGGAUGCGCCAGCCUCAGUGGCAAUGGUGCGCUGCUCUACCAUUUUAUACCAUUAAUAACAUUAUUCAUCGCCAACAUAGUGAUGUUUACUUCAACUGCACUGAAGAUUGCGGCGACGACAAAACAGACCAAAAUUUUAUACGAGUCGCAGAAUAAUGCUAUCAAUACUAUAAACACAGAAAGACGAAGGUUUUUACUUUACGUGAAGCUUUGGGCAGCCAUGUUGAUCUUAGAAGUCAACUGGAUAGUAAGGGCAGUGGUACGUUUUUUCCCAGGACUUGAAAUAAUCAUCCUCAUCGUUGACGUGUAUAACACAUUCGUCCUUCUAGGAAUAAUAAUCCAUUACUUCUGUCAAAAAAGAAAUUGGGAAAAAUUUAAAAAGAGAUACCAAUUAAUGAGAGGUAUUUCAGUAUCAGAACAGAAUUCUACAGGGCAGUUAUCAAAUCGCACGACGUCAACCUCUAGCGUAUCCGGAAUGGGUUCGCAAAUAUCUGUCUGGACAACAGUUACAUCUGCCUCCACGACAGCUGCAUCAGACUAUGAACUGAACCCAUUAAGCCUCGUCCGCACUAGGAAUAUUGGUCAAGACAUCGGGCGAUGUCGCACGACGUUGGGCGACAUCGGACGACAUUGCCACAGCAUUGUUGAAACUGUUCUUUGUCGCGCAGUCAACAAUGUCGCGGCGAUGUCGUCCGACGUCGCCCAACGUCGUCCGACAUCGCCCGAUGUCUCUGGGGACACAUGUUGCUCGACAAAUGUUCAUAGUGGAAACGAAAUAACGAAUAGCAACCGCUACUUAGAUAACAUAACAAAAUAGCUACCUACUACUUAAGUUUUAUAAGAAUAUUAACUGUAGGAACGAAUAAAAUAAAUAACGAUUUAAUAAUUUUGUUAUAUUUAAUAAAUAAUAUUGUUACUAGAAUUAA